AUGGACAAUAAUACCAAGUGUCAUAAGUGCCAUAACGGGUUCAACAAAGAUGAUGAAGCUACAUACAUUGUUUGUAGUAAGUGUGGCCUAUACUGGCAUUUUAUAUGUACCACGUUGCGUGCGAGUCCACGUGACCCAACUAACUGGAAGUGCGAGCUUUGUAAAGUUGACACUAAUAAAAACAAACCUAAGAAGCCUGAAACCUCGCCCAGCCCGCUCAGUGUAGUGGACACCAAUCAAAUAAUAAAUGAUAUUAAGGAUUUACGUAAGGAGAUGUGUAGCAUUAAACAGGAUAUGAGUGACCGAGAACAGAACAAUCCACAAAGCGUUGAAGGUAUUAGUUUGGAACAGCGGAUAUCAAUAGUCGAAGCCAAGAUAUUGGACUUAGAAAACCUAUCAGACAUUAUCAAGGCUGUCCAGAUGAGCGUAUACGCCUUAGAAGAACGCCACCAUAUACUGGAACAAUCUGAAAGAAUUUGUGACCUCGAACUUCACGGUGUUACGGAAUACAACAAUGAAGAGUUGCAUGACAUGGUGGUGAGGCCGCACAGUCAGCAGGCGUGGCAGUGUCUAAAGCAGAUUUAA
This is a messenger RNA of Arctia plantaginis, 585 nucleotides long. The record is from the annotation of a GenBank genome assembly. NCBI's taxonomy places the organism in Eukaryota, Metazoa, Arthropoda, Insecta, Lepidoptera, Erebidae.